Messenger RNA from Hemicordylus capensis (graceful crag lizard), 3359 nucleotides. RefSeq names its product Rho GTPase activating protein 22 (gene ARHGAP22). Gene Ontology annotation, molecular function: GTPase activator activity. The record is from RefSeq and is a predicted model, not a curated record. Gene Ontology annotation, cellular component: focal adhesion. Bases 1 to 1965 code for a protein of 654 amino acids. NCBI's taxonomy places the organism in Eukaryota, Metazoa, Chordata, Lepidosauria, Squamata, Cordylidae. The transcript is spliced from 9 exons. Gene Ontology annotation, biological process: activation of GTPase activity; signal transduction.
AUGAAGUGUGGCUGGCUGAAGAAGCAGAGAAGCAUCAUAAAGAACUGGCAGCAAUGCUGGUUUGUGCUCCGUGGUGACCAGCUCCUCUACUACAAGGAUGAAGAUGAAGCCAAGCCACAGGGUAUCAUACCACUGCAAGGCAAUCAGGUUAAUGAAGUAAGCCCUAAUCCUGAGGAGCCAGGGAAGCACAUCUUUGAAAUUGCCUCAGGUUUUCCAGGGGAUCGGGAUAAGAUACCCAUCAACCAUGAAGCCUUUCUGCUCAUGGCUAACUCUCAGAAUGACAUGGAAGAUUGGGUGAAAGCCAUCCGGAGGAUCAUUUGUGCUCCCUCUGGUAGAGGGAUCUUUGGGCAACGCUUGGAAGACACCGUCCAACAUGAAAAGUGUGGGCAGCACCUGGCUCCACUUCUAGUGGAACAAUGUGUGGAUUUUAUUCGGGAGCAUGGCCUCACUGAGGAAGGGCUCUUCCGCAUGCCUGGGCAAGCCAGCCUGGUGAAAGACCUGCAGCAUUCUUUUGAUUGUGGGGAGAAGCCUCUGUUUGACAGAAACACUGAUGUUCACACAGUAGCCUCCCUCUUGAAACUUUACCUUCGAGAGCUGCCGGAGCCUGUCAUUCCUUUUGCCACAUAUGAAGACUUCCUCUCCUGUGGGAAACUACUAUCCAAGGACAAAGAAGAGGGUACCCAGGAACUGACAAAACAGGUGAAAAAUCUUCCACAGGUUAACUUCAACCUCCUCAAGUACAUCUGCAAAUUUCUUGAUGAAGUUCAGUCUCACUCCAGCCUUAACAAGAUGAGUGUGCAGAACCUCGCUACUGUAUUUGGGCCAAAUAUCCUCCGACCUCAGAUAGAAGACCCAGUAACUAUAAUGGAAGGCACAUCUCUGAUUCAGCAUUUGAUGACUGUUUUGAUAAGUGAGCACAGAAAAAUCUUUGGUGAUUCUCCAGCAAAGGGCUCAGGAGUUCAGCUUGAAGCCCACUGCUACUGCCCACAUGGUGCCAUAGACUGGAUCUCAAAGGAAAGCAAAUUGGAAAACCUCCUUUUUAGCCCUAUAAGCUUACCUAAGGAGGCAGCCUCAUCUGCAGAUAAAGCCACCAUUCAGGAGUGCAACAGAAAAGGAAACUGCAACCAGCCUGCAACAAGCUCCAACAAGAAAGGGCAGACUUUACCUGAUUGGAAAUGCCCCUUUCGGCAGCAGGGGAUUAAGUCACUCAAUCCCAAAUUAGGUAGCUCUUCCUUGGAUAUCCCCAGCUUACCCGCUAGUGGGAAUUGGCUAAUGAAUGGAUUGUAUUCUCUUCAAGGCUACCACGGGACAUCCUCAGCAGGGCAGGUCAAAGUCUCUGGUUCAUCCCAAAGACUCUCCACCUAUGACAAUGUCCCCACCUCCAGUUUUUCUCUCAGCACUCUCGGCAGCACUAGCACCACCUGGUCAUCCUGUGAAAUCUCAGUUAGUGGAGAUUCUGUCAGCAGCGGUGCUGCCUGCAGGGCAAGUGACUCAUCAGCCUUGAGCUCCCUUCAGAUGGAGUGGGUCACUCAUAGCCCUUUGCCACAACAUGCAGGCUAUCUGGAUAAUAGCAUGGAGAAGCCAGAAGCAUGUUUCAGCAGCAGCAGUGAUCCAAGCAACCUGGCAGCUGCUUCCAAAGAUUCUGCCCACUGCUCUGGAAACUUGCAGAGUCUCAUUGCCGAGCUGAAGGCAAAGCUCAGCAAACAAAGGACUGCAUAUGAAUCUAGUAUCAAAAGAAUUGAAGAAACAAACACAGAACUGAGGAAACAGAUGACAAGACUGGAAGAAGAGCUAAAUCAAGAAAAGAAGAAAUAUGUAAUGUUGGAAAUUAAGCUGAGGAACUCUGAGCGGGCACGUGAAGAUGCAGACAAGAGAAACCACCUCCUGCAAGAAGAGAUGGAAGAUUUCUUUGCAACGUUAGGGAAUUUAACAGGAGAAAGUCAGGUGGCCAGGGCCCCAAAGUAAAACAAGAUGCAAAGUUGAUUCCCCAUUCCCUGGCCCCUGCUUCAUGUCAGCAAAACAGCCUAUGUCCCGUUUUGCCAUAGUUUACUUAUGUAUCAGGAAUACCACCACAGUGGUAUAAAAAGACUGUAGCAAUGUUAUAUAGGAACAUAGGAAGCUGUUUUAUACCGAGUUAGACCAUUGGUCCAUCUAGCUCAGUAAUGCCUACACCAACUGGCAGUGGCUUUCCAAGGUUUCAGGCUCAGGGGACUUUCCCAGCUCUACCUGGAGGUGCCAGGGAUGGAACUUUGGAUGAAACGUAGGCAAGCAGGUGCUCUACCACUGAGCAAUGCCCCCCGCAGCCACUGCUUUACAAAUGCAUAUUGCAAAUUAUAUUUGUGCUAUCAGGAAAACUGCUACAAAUUAGACAUUGAUGAGGAAGAGGUGAAACUUCUUACAAACAGAAGACGGACCGUUUGUCUGACAUUGUUAUAUUUGCUUUUAUGGUACAAUAUCUUUGCUUACUCAAACUGUGUCAGGUACUAUGUUACUGUAGUACAAAGAGUGCAUAGCCAAGGAAGGGGAUACUCUUCCACUGAAGAAAUGCAUGAUCUUCUCCAGCUCAGGAGCACAAUACAGGGGAACCUCAUUCUCUAGAAGAACCAUGGAUAAUGGAACAGUGGAUAACAGGACAUUAAAGUCGGGGGGGGGUAAGGUUCCUGGAGACUGGGAAAUUGUGGGGAGAAAGCACAGAAAAAAAUGCAAAAAAGGCCACCCAAAAGGCAAAUAAAAGGCCCUACCAUGCUCUGCAGGUGUCUAGCUAUCCAGCAGUACACCCCCCAACUCCCAAAUUCCCAAAUUUUCCAUGAAAAACCACAGAAAAAAUGCCUUUAAAAUAUGAGCCACAAAAUGGCUCCUCUUGACAAAAUGGCAGCUGGCAACUUUGAAUCCCCAUUAUUUCCUAUGGCGGAAAUAUACAAAAUCAGUAAAAAUGGGGGGGAAUCAUUAAAAAUCAACCAAGUGCCCUGCUGCCUUGAAAUUUGGGUGGUAGGUGGCACCCAUGGGGACCAACCCAUGGUGGCCCUAGGACCUUGAUAUGUGGUCCAAAUUUGUCCAGAUCAAGAUCAAAAUCAAAAUUGAAUCUGGGGUGAUUCCGGGGGGAUAGAUUCCGACACAAAACAAAUCCGGUGAUUCGAUUUGGGCACAAAUCAAAUUUUAAAAAUUGAUUUGUGCACAUCCCUAGGUUUUAAUCAUUUUGUAUCUGUGGAUAAUGAGGUUGGGUGUCAAUUAGACACCCACAGAUAUGUAGAACUGCAAAAAGCAAUACUGCAUGUAGUGAAGUACCCCUGUGUUUAAUUAGCCACAAUGUUUGCUUGUUUUGUUAAAUUAAAAUAAACCAAAACCUUUCAUGCACCUCA